AUUACAGAAUGAAUGGAUUUUCCUAUCUUUCUUACAUCCUCACAGGAUCGUGCAGAAAGUAUUGUCCUGAAGGUCCUCAUCUCUUUCAAAGCCAAUGAUAUUGAGAAGGCAGUGCAGUCGCUGGACAAGAACGGCGUUGAUCUGCUAAUGAAGUACAUCUACAAGGGCUUUGAAAGCCCUUCUGACAACAGCAGUGCUGUGUUGCUGCAGUGGCAUGAGAAGGCCCUGGCUGCUGGAGGAGUAGGGUCCAUUGUCCGUGUUUUGACUGCCAGAAAAACGGUUUAAGUCCAGCAAGAAAGGGUUGUCUGUCACCCACGGCUGUGGGAAACGCUGGUACAAAAACCAAACAACCAAAUGCCAUUGCUGCCCUGUGGGCAGCUUCUGUCUCUCAGCUUGCCUUCUCGCUGCUUCUUUCAUAUCUGACAAAACGCAUAUCUUGAUCUUUUUGUUGAACUCUGGAAAAUUAUGAAGGUGCAAUUUUAUUUCUAACAGGAAUAUUUGGUACUCAAGAGCAUUUUGGUGACAUGUAUAGCUACAUACACAACUUCAUGUUCAGGAGAGAUUGCAUUUGUAUAUAAUUGUGGCAGAUUUGGACCUGACUUUCCAAGCAAAUGCUGAGGGACGUAGGACAGUGUCUUAAUUCUUUUCGCUAUCCAAGCAGUGUUUUGAUGUAAGAUACAUAUUUGAGAAGUGGGGCAGCUAUUACUGUAAGUAACUGGACCGUGUUUCUCUUGGUCAACCUCUAAAACUACAGCAGAGAAUAGUACAGAAGGCAAAGGCUGCCCUCCAGACUUGAUUAUCAUUCCAGAAAGAUGAAUACAUUUUUCUUGGUCUUGUAUCUCAUGGCCUAGUCUGGUUUCUUGUGAUCAGUCAAAUGCGAAGUCCACUGUUGGAAAGUCACAAUUUGGAUUAAAGUGUCUAUUGUGCAAUUUGGAUGGCAGAAUUUGAAAAACUGAUGGGCUGUCUACACUAGAGC
Molecule: messenger RNA, 976 nt
Organism: Tinamus guttatus (white-throated tinamou)
Lineage: Eukaryota; Metazoa; Chordata; Aves; Tinamiformes; Tinamidae
Source: RefSeq, a predicted model, not a curated record